AUGCCGCGGUCGAAUUGGACUUCCAAUCCGACAGCCCCAAAGUUCGUUUCACCUAGCUACCUAGUUUCAUUGAUAAGACUUGCACUAAUAAAAGAAAGUCACAGCUCGAGCAGACGCUUUUCUUUCUCUCUUUCUCCUGCUUCCAAGGCAGCAAAGCGAGUUCUUUCUCAGCGGUCAAAUAAUCGACGCUCUUUCGACUCACAGGCAAGCUCAUCGACGCUUGGCAAUAUGCCUGUCGUAGAGGUCGAAAAUUACCUGACAGCACUGGCUGUCCGAUGGUCAACUGCAAAUCGAAUUUGA
Messenger RNA from Colletotrichum lupini, 300 nucleotides. RefSeq lists its product as uncharacterized. The transcript has a single exon. Bases 1 to 300 code for a protein of 99 amino acids. NCBI's taxonomy places the organism in Eukaryota, Fungi, Ascomycota, Sordariomycetes, Glomerellales, Glomerellaceae. The record is from RefSeq and is a predicted model, not a curated record.